This is a messenger RNA of Dipodomys ordii (Ord's kangaroo rat), 1076 nucleotides long. It is a transcript of the gene Eef1akmt3, whose product is annotated as methyltransferase like 21B. Gene Ontology annotation, biological process: peptidyl-lysine methylation. Bases 53 to 727 code for a protein of 224 amino acids. Lineage: Eukaryota; Metazoa; Chordata; Mammalia; Rodentia; Heteromyidae. Gene Ontology annotation, molecular function: protein-lysine N-methyltransferase activity. Gene Ontology annotation, cellular component: cytoplasm; cytosol. The transcript has 3 exons. The record is from RefSeq and is a predicted model, not a curated record.
UCGGGAUCCAAACGCUGCCCGUGGGCAGCUGCCCGAUAACUCUCUCGGCUGGAUGGCAAACUCCUGCCUGGGUCCCGAAUUCGACUCGGUGUUCCCUCGGGAGGUCGGGCUCUUCGCCGACUUUUACUCGGAGAGGAGCCGCUUCUGCUUCUGUGGCCACGAGCUGAGCAUCACGCAGAACUUUGGGUCCCGCCUGGGGGUGGCGGCACGCGUGUGGGAUGCGGCUCUGAGUCUUUGCAACUACUUUGAGAGUCAAAAUGUGGAUUUUCGGGGCAAAAAGGUGAUCGAACUGGGCGCGGGGACGGGCAUCGUGGGAAUCUUGGCGGCGCUGCAGGGGGGGGAUGUAACCAUCACUGACCUGCCUCUGGCACUAGAGCAGAUCCAAAGCAACGUUCACGCUAAUGUGCCAGCUGGAGUCCAGGCCCAGGUCUGCGCUUUGUCCUGGGGGAUUGACCAGCAUGUCUUUCCUGGAAAUUAUGAUCUGGUGCUGGGAUCAGAUAUCGUGUACCUGGAACCCACCUUCCCACUGCUGCUGAGGACCCUCCGGCACCUGUGCGGGCCCCGUGGUACCAUCUAUCUGGCCUCCAAAAUGAGGGAGGAACAUGGGACAGAGAGCUUCUUCCAGCACCUCCUGCCCCAGCACUUCCAACUGGAGCUGGCCCAGAGGGAUGAGAAUGAGAAUGUCAACAUCUACAGGGCCCGCCAUAGGGAAACAAGGCCUGCUUGAAGUCACUCCUGUUAUCCUCAACCCCUUGUCCCAAGAAAGUUGCCGCAUAUCUGCACAGCCAUAAACACAGGGACCAAAACAAUGGAUCUUCAUAGGUUUCCCCUCUCUCUCUCUCUCUCUUUUUUCCUUGUUUCCCCCAUAGAGGUGCCUACUUACUAAGAAUCAUAGACUAUCUAAAAACACUCAUAUUAGAGCACAGAGGGAAUUUCCAGCUCUAGUUUUCAGAGGAGGAAGAUGGAUUUUUAGGGGUGUGUAUGUGUGGGGGGGAGGUAAAUGGGUGUGAGAGUAGGUGCAGAGACUAUCAAUGAUGACUUCUAAUUUUACUGUUGCCUUUUUAUAACACAAUGAA